UGGCCAGACGUUGAAGAACGGCUAGGGCGGGAAGGAGACAAAAUGAGACUGAGUCUUGAACUAAACGCAAAGUCGGUUGCGGCAGCGGUUGACAUCUCCAUCCAGCAAAAGGUGGAUCAGUUAGCACAGGAAAAGCAGUACAGAGCAGAGGUUCGAUCUGCGGUGCUCCAACAUUUGACGUCAAACGCGAACGGUACCUUUCCCUGGGUGUCGUUGAUAUGCCUAGACCUCAAAGCAACACAAAAAUGGAACGUACUAAAGAGGCUAGUGCUAUUACCGCCUGGACUAGGCUCUUUGUACAGGCGGAUAAUGCAUCAGAUCUGUGAGUCAGACAGUGCUGAGAUCUGUCAGCAGGUACUGGCAUCAACUGCAGUCUUGUAUCGGCCGGAUACAAUCUCCGAACUGGUUGCGCUCGUGGAGCCACUUGAGGACUUAGCCGAUGGCCUGGAGUCAGUGCGAGAGAUUAUUGGUCUCUAUGGAUUGUUUCUCACUGUACGAGAAGACACAAUCUACUUUAUGCAUCAGUCCGCACAAGACUUUCUCUUUGCAAAGGAGUUUGAUGAGGUCUUUCCACAUGGGAUCGAAGCCGUUCAUAAGGCGAUGUUUGUAAGAUCGCUCGCGAUUCUGUCCAAGACGUUGUACAGGGACAUGUACUGCCUGGAAGCACUAGGAACUCACAUUGACAACGUUCAACCGCCUAGGCCAGACUCACUAGCAGCAUCACGCUACCCGUGCGUCUACUGGAUUGAUCAUCUCUGCCACUCGAAACAUGAGUCUCAGGCAAAUGGCGUUGGCGACCCGCAAUUUAUGGUCAUAAGCAACGAGUUUUUGGAAACGAAGUAUCUCUCUUGGCUAGAAAGGCUUAGUCUGUGCAAGGGCAUGGGAAAAGGUAUGGUUUCAAUGGAAAAACUAUGGGCUUUAGCCAAGGAGACGCGGGAUGCGGACAAGCUGACAAAUCUUUUCCAAGACGCGCGGCAAGUCAUCAUGUACCAUAAAGGAGCAAUCGAAAGCUACCCUCUGCAAGCAUAUGCAUCUGCGUUGUUGUUCAGUCCGACAGGGAGCGCAAUCAGGAGGUUAUUCCAGCAGGAAGAGCCGAAAGGAAUCAUAGUCAAGCCAGCAAUGAGCAGCGGCUGGAGUGCGUGCUUGCAGAUGCUCGAGGGCCAUAGCAACCGUGUCAGCUCUGUAGCCUUCUCGCACGACUCGACCAAGCUGGCAUUGGCGUCAUUCGACAAAACCAUCAAGCUGUGGGAUGCGAGCAGCGGCGCGUGCCUACAGACGCUUAAAAUCGGCAAGCCUCUUUACAAUCUAUCCUUCAACUCUACCAACUCUUUUCUCUGUACUGAGAUAGGUACUAUUGCCAUAUGUUGCGGAUGUCAACACUUGUUGCGGUAUCGGUCACAUAUAAGCCCUGACCCACACAUCUGUAACGGUUCAAAGUUAGCACGUUUCAAGACAUGUAUAUAUCGUCGCCUCCUAGCUAGAUAG
Molecule: messenger RNA, 1485 nt
Organism: Macroventuria anomochaeta
Lineage: Eukaryota; Fungi; Ascomycota; Dothideomycetes; Pleosporales; Didymellaceae
Exons: 2
Molecular function (GO): protein binding
Source: RefSeq, a predicted model, not a curated record